AUGUUCCCAUUACAGUCCGCGGAUACUAUCUUGGAGCACGACAUCGACGAUCCGGCUAUCCCGGCUAUUUGCUCUAAUGAGAACUUGAGAGGAAGUGUCCCAAUGAAGCACAAGUUCAGAACUGAUAAAGUGUACACAUUUUGCUACUAUUCUAUGUACUGUGAUUUCGUCACUUGGGAUAUACGUAACGUCUUCGGUGUAUCCGGUGCCUGUUUGAAGUCUAUGCUCGGGCCUCAGCCAUUCCGCAUUGCAUUGAAGGACCCAGUCAACAACGA
Molecule: messenger RNA, 275 nt
Organism: Perkinsus marinus ATCC 50983
Lineage: Eukaryota; Perkinsozoa; Perkinsida; Perkinsidae
Exons: 1
Source: RefSeq, a predicted model, not a curated record